Molecule: messenger RNA, 4338 nt
Organism: Notolabrus celidotus (New Zealand spotty)
Lineage: Eukaryota; Metazoa; Chordata; Actinopteri; Labriformes; Labridae
Gene: mybpc1
Product: myosin binding protein C1
Exons: 32
Coding region: 2-3469 (1155 amino acids)
Molecular function (GO): protein binding
Source: RefSeq, a predicted model, not a curated record
GAUGCCAGAGCCCACAAAGAAAGAUGAGAUGCCAAACGGCCAGCCAGAAGAUGAUGAUGCUGCAGCCACUACCCCACCCCCACCACCCCAACCAGAAGAGGCCAGUACACUCAAGAAACUCUCAAUUGAGCUGCCUAAUGAUAGCGUCCCUUUGCCAGAAAUGGGGAGAAAAGACUCAGUGUGGUCACUGGGAGAGGGCCAGGCCCCAGAGGACCUGGAUAAGCCUGUUGACACCCCACCACUAUCCACCCUGUUGAUUGAGAGCCCCCAGAGUGCCUCUGUUGGUGUGGGUGGAGAUAUAACCUUUAUUGCCAAAGUGGAGGCCAAAGAUCUCCUCCGCAAACCUGCUGUCAAAUGGUUCAAAGGAAAAUGGAUGGACCUGGCCAGCAAGACAGGAAAGCACUUACAGCUAAAGGAGACCUUUGAGCGCCAAACCAAGAUCCAUACAUUUGAGAUGCAUAUCAUCAAAGCCAAAGACAACUAUGCUGGAACCUACAGGUGUGAAGUCACCUACAAGGACAAGUUUGAUAGCUGUUCCUUUGACUUGGAAGUUAAAGAAGCUGGACAGGGCUCACAGAAUAUUGAUAUUCGAUCAGCUUUCAAAAGAAGCAGUGAAGGACAAGAGGAUGCAGGAGAGCUUGACUUUAGUGGUCUUCUUAAACAUAGGGAGCAUAAACAGCAGGACGAAGGCCCUGACGUCGAUGUGUGGGAGAUCCUGAAGAAUGCAAGACCAGAUGAGUAUGAGAAGAUUGCCUUUACGUAUGGUAUCACAGAUCUGAGAGGUCUGCUGAGGAGGAUGAAGAAGAUCCCAAAAGAGGAGAAGAAGAGCGAAGCUUUUGCAAAGAAACUGGAACCAGCGUAUCAGGCGGAUAAAGGUGGCAAGAUCCGCUUGGUGGUUGAUCUGGCCGACCCAACAGUUGAACUGAAGUGGUACAAGAAUGGACAAGAAAUCAGACCCACUCCCAAUCAGAGGAAGUACAUUUUUGAGCAUAAGGGCACACAAAGAAUUAUGGUCAUCAACAACUGCACCAUGAAUGACGACGCAGCUUAUUCUGUGGCUGCAGGAGAUGAGAAAUGUUCCACAGAGCUGUUCGUGAAAGAGUUGCCAGUUAAAAUAGUAAAAGGCAUUGAAGCGGUGAAGACCACAGUGAAUGAGAGGAUUGAGCUGGAGUGUGAAGUGUCGGAGGAGGGUGCUCAAGUCAAAUGGAUGAAGAAUGGUGUGGAGGUUCCAACAGGAGUACGCUCCAGAUACAGAGUUAAGAGUGAAGGGACAAAACACUUCUUAGUAAUUGAUGAUGCUUCCAGGGAAGACACUGGGACGUACUCCAUCAUGGCUUCUGGUGGCACAUCUGAGGCUCAUGUACAGGUUGAUUUGAAACCACUGAAAAUUUACCAGGACCUACAGGAUAUUAAAGUGAUGCUGGGUCAACCCCUCAAGUUGCACUGUGAGAUUUACCCAGGCAAUGUUCCAGGUCGCUGGUACAGGAAUGGACAACUGAUCCAGCCCAAUGACCGCAUCAACAUCAUCCACAGAAACAAGAUCCAUCGUCUUGAAAUUGAGACCAGCUCCCUCCAUGAUACAGGAGAUUACACUUUCGUACCUGAAGGAUAUUCUCAGAGCCUUUCUGCAAAAGUUCACAUCAUCGAUCCACCAAGAGUGCACUUGGAUAGCUUGAACUUCCCGGACAACACUGUGACAAUUGUGGCUGGAAACAAACUUCGCUUGGAGGUCCCCAUCAGUGGAGAGCCAGCCCCCAGGGUGGUGUGGAUGAAGGGGGAAAGGGUCAUUCUUGAGUCUGGUCAUCGUGUCCGAGCUGAAACGUACGGCGACCAGACAAGCCUGACGAUUGACGUCACUGAGCGGGAGGACAGUGGUAACUACAAGAUAGUCCUGCAGAAUGAGGCUGGUGAGGACACAGCCAGUGUCAAAAUCAAGGUUGUUGACAUCCCUGACCCCCCAGAGGCUCCCUUGGUCCCAGAGGUGGGUGGAGAUUGGUGCUCUAUGACAUGGGAGCCCCCAAAAUAUGACGGCGGUUCGCCAAUAUUAGGGUACUUCAUUGAGAGAAAGAAGAAACAAAGCUCUAGAUGGAUGAGACUGAACUUUGACCUGAUCAAAGAAACAGCAUUCGAACCCAAGAAGAUGAUUGAAGGAGUUCCAUAUGAAGUGCGAAUCUUUGCAGUCAAUGCCAUUGGUGUGUCAAAGCCCAGUGAACCGUCCAAAGCCUUCACUCCUCUUGCUGUGACCAGCGAGCCCACCAUGCUUGUCGUUGAUGAUGUCACCGACACCACUGUGACUGUGAAGUGGCGUCCUCCCGAGACCAUCGGAGCAGCGGGUCUGGAUGGAUACUUAGUGGAGUACUGCAUAGAGGGAGCUAAUGAUUGGAUAGUAUCCAACAAGGAACUGACGGAGAAGACCAAGUACACUAUCACUGGGCUGACUCCAGGAUCUAAAAUCUUAGUUCGAGUUAGAGCCAUCAAUGCUGCUGGAGCCAGCUCUCCUCGGACCCUCCAGCACUCCAUCUUGGUCAAAGAAGUUAUUGAGCCACCCAAAAUCCGAGUCCCCCGACACUUGAAGCAGACGUAUACUCGAAGAGUUGGCGAGGCAGUCAACCUUGUAGUGCCAUUCAUGGGCAAACCCAGGCCAAAGGUCACCUGGCUUAAAGAGGGCCAGCCCAUUGAGCCAACGCACGUCAGCAUCCGCAACACAGACUGUGACAGCAUCAUCUUCAUCCGUAAAGCAGAACGCAGCCACUCUGGGAAGUAUGAGAUGACUGUGCAGGUUGAAAACCAUGUGGACACAGCCAUUAUUGACAUUCAGAUUGUAGACCUACCUGGGCCUCCUCAGUGUGUGACGAUUGAAGAUGUCUGGGGGGGUAACGUCGCUCUGGUCUGGACUCCUCCAAAAGACAAUGGCAACGCUCCAAUCACAGGCUACACCAUUCAAAAAGCAGACAAGAAGACAAUGGAAUGGUACACAUGCAUUGAGCACUACCAUCGCACCUGUAUCACCAUCACAGAACUGGUGGUCGGGAAUGAGUAUUUCUUCAGGAUCUACUCGGAGAAUAUGUGUGGCUUAAGUGAAGCUGCCACCCAAACCAAGAAUAGUGCCCUAAUCGUGAAAGAAGGCAUGCAGGUGAAAACACACAACUUCGAUGACCACGACUUCAAGGAGGCGCCAAAGUUCACGCAGCCACUGAUCAACACGUUUGCCAUUGCUGGUUACAAUGCUACUCUCAAUUGUAGUGUUCGUGCCAACCCAAGGGCAAAAGUGAUCUGGAUGAAGAACAAGAUCACCAUCCUUGACGACCCACGCUACCGUAUGUUUAGCAACCAGGGAGUAUGUACUCUGGAGAUCAGGAAGCCCAGCCCUUAUGACGGUGGCAUGUACACCUGCAAGGCCAUCAAUGACCUGGGAGAGGCCCAAGUGGACUGCAAGCUGGAAAUCAAAGUCCAAACUCAAGAAUUGUGAAUGUAUGUUCUCACAUAAGGAGGCUUCACCUUCUACGAACUCAUGCAACGCGGAGUGCCCCUACACCUGAUCGACAAGUACAUGAACGAGCACAAGAUUGUCGAGCAGGAGAAGUAAAAAUUGGACAGAGUGAAAUGAGACACUUUAGCUUUGCAGACAACUGCCCCCAAAAAUUGACCCUUUUUCUCUCACCUACGGAGGUCAGCGGCCUGAGAAUGGAUUGGACGGAUGAUGGAGGGGUGUGUGGGUGUGGGGGAGGGGUGUACUGUUCUGUGGUGUGGCAUGCUGUGUGCAGUUUUGGAGCUAGUAUUCAUAGAUUAAAAAAAAAAAUCUACUUCUUUGUCACCCUUUGUUUUAAGACUCUGUUUCAGCUCAGACGCAUGUCAGCAGUGUGCUGGUUCUCUCUUUGACAAGUACAUGUUGUGUGUAAAAAAAAAACAUUCAGUAUAACAGUAACAUAAAAAUGCAGUAUUUUCAUGUUUAUAGUUGGGAGUGUCUGUUAAAGAUGGUGAUUUAUUUCUGGAGGUGCAAAAGAAAAGAACAAAGAAUGUAUAAACUAAGGUUGAGUGUUCGUGACAUGUCAGAACUUAUAAAUUGCAAGAAAAAGAAACAUGCACAUCUAAAUGUUGGAUGUACGAAUGUGUGAACCCUCAGAGAAACUCACAUAAUAGUUUAUUUCACCUGUUUUCUGUGUAGGUUAUUCAUGUCUAAUAAGUAAGGGGUGGAGAUGUUACAAGCAGUCCAUACCCUGCAUGAAAAAUUGUGCUUUUUGGAUUCAUGCUGGACUUGAGGUUUCAUUGAUGCCCAUUCAUGUGCAUGCCUUUGUAAUUGUCACCCAUGAGUUGCAAUAAAAAUUAACGUAAAAGUAA